AUGCCUAACUACGCUCUAUCGGAUUUUUUCCGCCUUGAGAAGAUUGGCGAAGGCACAUAUGGAAUAGUAUACAAAUGUCGCAACCGAAAGUCGGGCCAACUUAAAGCCAUGAAACGAAUUAAGCUUGAGAACUUUGAUGAGGGUGUCCCUUCGACGGCUAUCAGAGAAAUUGCACUUCUCAAAGAGCUGGAACACCCAAAUGUUGUAACUUUGGAGCAGGUUAUCCUAGAUCGCGGUCGACUGUAUCUAAUCUUUGAAUAUUUAACUCUGGAUCUCAGACGGUAUCUAGAUAACAAUUGUAAGGACGCUGGAUUGCCUCCAGACACUGUUAAAUUGUUCAUGUAUCAAAUGCUUCAAGCUCUUCUCUAUUGCCACGCAAGGCGCAUUAUCCACCGUGAUCUAAAACCCCAAAACAUUCUGGUCGACGUUGACAGAAAUGUUGUUAAGUUAGCUGACUUCGGCUUGGCUAGAUCGUUUGGUUAUCCACUUCGAAAGCUGACCCACGAGGUCGUCACUCUGUGGUAUCGCUCUCCUGAGAUUCUACUAGGUGAAACUCUCUAUUGCUGUGGUGUGGAUAUGUGGUCUAUGGGAUGUAUGCUCGCAGAAAUAGCAACAGGAGAUCCUCUCUUUCGCGGUGACUCCGAGAUUGAUCAACUUUUCCACAUAUUCCGAAUAAUGGGGAUGCCGACAGAAGAAAAUUGGCCGGGCGUUACAAAGUUGCGCGAUUAUAAUUCCAAAUCUUUCCCAUCUUGGCACACCAAUAAACUUCGCUCUCAAGGAAAGAUCGUGCGUGCGCUUGGCGCAAAGGGUCUUGAUUUGUUAACUGCGCUUCUUCUCUACGAUCCCGCAUCGCGCAUAAAUGCGCAGCAGGCUCUUUUGCAUCCCUACUUUGCUGACCUUGAUGCAGAACUGCUACCUGCAGUCGGUGAGGAGUUUGUUGGUCUACCGGUAGACAAAAUCCCGUCCGCUAUCGCUGAAAUAUUCAAUGCCGCGCUCACCGUUGCCGACAGCGAAUUAGACGUAGAAGAGGACGAAGAGUCGAUGAAAGAGGCGACAACCUCGGAUAAGAGGCCAAGGUUGGCGCCCUCCACGGUGUUACUGGGUGCGUCGGCAUAUCAGAUCUCAGCGGCUCGUGCGAAGCUUGCAAAGGAGAGGGUGGAGACGUCAAAAAUGGAGAGGCAGGAGGAGGCCCCAGAGGUCAAAAAAUGGAUUACGCAGCCUCUGGCCGAAAAUUAUCAUGCCAACAUGUCUAUCGACUAA
Messenger RNA from Echinococcus granulosus, 1260 nucleotides. Its product is annotated as Cell division control protein. Lineage: Eukaryota; Metazoa; Platyhelminthes; Cestoda; Cyclophyllidea; Taeniidae. The record is from RefSeq and is a predicted model, not a curated record. The coding region runs from base 1 to 1260 and encodes 419 amino acids. Gene Ontology annotation, biological process: G2/M transition of mitotic cell cycle; protein phosphorylation; mitotic G2 DNA damage checkpoint signaling. The transcript is spliced from 7 exons. Gene Ontology annotation, cellular component: nucleus. Gene Ontology annotation, molecular function: ATP binding; RNA polymerase II CTD heptapeptide repeat kinase activity; cyclin-dependent protein serine/threonine kinase activity.